CCCUUUCGUCGAAGCUCAACUCCGAUGCCAUCAGCAAGUACUACCUAAGCAGCGAUUAUGGUCCCCCUAGACUUCAGCAGGUACCUUCUUCUAACAACACGCACUACUCGUCAAACACGGCUUCGAUGUUCUCUCUCCUCACGAUGAUGUCCCGAAAACUGCAGCCGAGUAUACAGCGUCCCCUCGUACGCUCGUUCUUCUGCUUUGGUCGUACAGACGAUCCUGUUCGGACUCAGGCCCAGAUUGAUAGACGGCGACUCUGGGGGAGAAUUCCAGAAAACAGAGCCAGGAUCAAGGCAGAGGCGACGAAAUACAACGCAGCAAGAUCUUCCCAACUAAGGGAACAGACGUUCCGACGGUACCAAGCGGAUCUCCCAACUAGACGCGCGCUCGAGCUGAGAAAUCGGGACCUUCGGCGGUACACUUGGAAAUCCCAUGAGCCCGUGACAUUCUCUGACAGGGUGGAUCUUCGCUGCACCGCUUGUGACAGCAGUCGCUAUCUCAAGUUCUGGUGGAGGGAAAAGACUUUAGGGAAGAGCGUAAAAGGGAACACAACUACGGAUCGCUACAUGUGCAAUCGAUGCUUUGCCAACGACUGGCCGCGGAUGGUACCAGAGACAUAUCCUGGGGAUCUACCCCCUGUCUUUCGAUCACCUGAUCUACCCCAACCGAGAGAAAAGAGAGCGGCGAAGGGAGACAGCACUGGAACAGAACAGUCAGAAAAAGCUGGACAUGCAGGAGAUACAGAAGAGAAGGCGAACAGGCGUGACCACUCUGCCGAGUCACAGGAUCCACCUGAAGCUGCUCAUGGUUGAGCGCUUCCACGUCGUGAUACCAAGAUGAGGCGCCGCGCUCAUACUCCGUCGUGAGCUUCCAUGUCUUGUAAAGCUAACCUGGCUUGUGGAAAAACACACGACCGGAACUUAUACACCACCGAGAUUGUCCUUAUUAUACGACUAGGCUUGCGUUGUUCGGUAUUAUAGCCAUGAUCAUAUUGGCAUUGUCGUUAUUGAUGCCAAGCCAUUAAUAGGCUUCGAGAUUCCCACGCCAACAAGCCGCUACGUCAUCGGGAAAACGCGAUCACGGAUUCGGCGUGCUAUCAGCUGGUGGUGGAUGGUGGAUGUCCUCUAAGGAAAAAAGCAGGGCACGAUCUUGGCCGGAUGGUGAGGGUGGACAGCUG
Molecule: messenger RNA, 1180 nt
Organism: Aureobasidium subglaciale EXF-2481
Lineage: Eukaryota; Fungi; Ascomycota; Dothideomycetes; Dothideales; Saccotheciaceae
Exons: 1
Coding region: 126-815 (229 amino acids)
Source: RefSeq, a predicted model, not a curated record